CUCUGCUUAUAAACACACAACCGAGUUAGAAGUCCUGCAAAUGGCUGAAAGCACCUUUGCUAACGUGACCUUUAAGGAGCCAAAAUCUCCAGGUGUUGUUUCAAGGUCUUCUGCUGAGAUGGAAUUAGACCUGCCUCUUUCACCUUGUAAUCGUACGCCGUGUCUACCAGACCUGCUUAUGUCCAGCAGAAAGCUGUCAGCUGAAGUACUGUCACCAGUUUAUAAGCAGCAUUUCAUGUCAGACAGUCUUUGUGAAAAUAUGGAAAAGGCUGUUUGGAUGGCAGAGAAAAAUCUCCAAUGUGUGUCUCAGUCUUUACUUGCUGAACCACAGGUAAAUAAGCCCAUGGUCCACAUGCAGUCACUUCCAGAGCUUCUUACACCACUGAAGGUGGAGAUGGAUCCGGUCCCAGAACCUAAAGACAAAAUGGGCCAGUUUCAUCUCACAGACAGUACAGUGACGUUGCCUGAAAACUUAAAAAAUCUCUUCAACUAUACUGAGAAAAUGUCCACAGAAGAAUGCAAGACAGCUGUGAGAGAGUCGCACAUAGAUGAAAUAUUCUCACCACUGUCCAUUAGGAAAAUAGAUGAGUUGCUGGGUGAAUGCCCUUCAGAUGCUGCACUGCCACCUUCAAGCCAUCCCAUUGCAGUGUCCCCUUCCCAGAGCAAGCCUCUGCAGUCAGCCGUACCUACACAGGUGGAGAGAGGGAAGACUGUGAAGUUCUUUAUAAUGGAGCGCAUGUCUCACCAAGGAGACAUUUCUACAGUGACAACAGCUGGAGGAAUAGACUGUAAAGCUGCAGAGAGAGAGAAACACAUCUCUAGUCCACCAGAAAAAUGGUUUGGGAGUCAGACAAAUUCCUCCACAUGUCUUUCAGAAAAACAACACCGCUUCUCUAAAGUGGUCGAGAUGUCCAAGUCGUCUCCAUUGAAGCACUGUGUUAAAGAUAUUGAAGUGAGAUCCGCUAUACACAAACUUCCUGAGAAGUCAGAACAGAGAAGAGAAAACAUAACCUCUAAAUCGUCUCUGUUAUCAAACUGUUUGAGAGGCAGAAAGGGAAAUAAUUCUGUAGUUCAGUCUCACGAAGAUGUGAACCCUGUUUUGUCUUUUAUCAUGGUAAGAACGAUGCAAAAACUUCAGCGGAGCAGUCCGACAUCUGCAGAGGUAACCAAGUGUCAGCAUCCUACUGGAAAUGCUUUGCUAGAUAACAGAAUAAAUGCAGUGAAUCACGCCUCGGAUUCAAAAAGGACUGUCAUUACGACUGAGAAAAGCUUUCCCUGUGAAGAGAAACAAGAGACCAUCAGCAAGAUUGUAUACGUCCAAGCCACAGAGAGUCAGCGAGAUGCAUAUAGGGAACUGCAUGUGUUGGCUCUGCCCUCUCUGGGAAAAAUGCAGAAGUUGGGCAUCUCCGCUUUGAACAACAGAGACUUUGGCACUCUGUCUUCCGAACUCACACGAUUCCUCCUAAAGCAGCAAGAGCGAAUGCUUCAGACAGAACAGGAUGCUGACAGUGUGUUUAAUGAGAUGGCACUGCUACAUAUUCUGGUAACGCUGAAGGAACACAUCCUGUUGAGAUGUGACCUCAACGCAGCCACUGAGUACCUGGCUCAGGCGAAGGCCUCGUAUACUCUGAGCUGUUUGGAUGAGCUGUUGAGGAAGUUUGAGGUGUUGCAGUAUCUGAGUCAGAAGAGGCAGGAGUCCAACCCUAAAAUACUGGAGCUCCAGCAACAAAUCAACACAUGGAUGAACUUCCACGCCAACCACAACACUAGAGUUCUAGUGUUGACAGUGAACAGUGCAAAUAAAAAGCUGCUUGCAGCUCUCAACCAGGUAUCAGGUGAGUUAUUUUCUCAAGAACAAGAUUGUUACUAUGCAGGGAUUGUCCUGCCUGAUUCUAUAUGUGCGUGUUUAGAAAACGAUGUGUCUGAAAUCGUCCCGGAUGAAGGAAAGCUUAAAGUAGUGAGCAGAGAAGUGAUGGACAGACUGUCCUACAGUAGGUGUGUCGUCGUGUGCAGUCAGCACAUUGGUCCUGAUUUCCCAUGGCAGAGUUUCAGCGUGGUUUUUGAGCUUUCCUCUGUGGGCCAUUCGCCCUUCGGCAGUGUGUGUUCAGAGAGAAACGUCAACUUUAUCUCCUUCUCCACUGCAGUCCCUGAAACCAGAGAUAUCCCAGAAUCAACUGCUAAAUCAUAUCUGGACGCUAUUCCGUUUGUGUUGCUCAUCACUGAUGGUUUACUGAACCGCUUAAAGAUGCAGGUCACACUGGAGACGACAUACAAUAUUUUUCUGCUGGAGAGGAAACACUCUCCAUCUGCACUGCAGCUGGGCGGCACCCAUUAUGAUGUCAUCACUGUGGAUGAGACCACUGCCAUCCUCAUCCAGGAGCUGAGUGAGUUGGAGAAGAAGAUUGGAGAAGCAUCCGAGUGUGUCGUCAAGAGACUCUCAGCCCUAUCUCUGCAGUUCAGCCGUUGCUGGCUCAUCCUGCACUGCGCCGAGAACCACAGGGCACUGAUUUCCAGUAACAUCUAUACCAAUCUGGUUCUCAUCUACUCUGCGUCUGUGUUGUUCGGAAGCAAGUCUGACAAGUUUGAUGUCAAGGUGUUAAUGGUGUGUGAGGAAGAAGAGAUAGCUAGCUACAUCUAUCAGAUCUCCUUACAUACGCUGAUGAAUUCAGAGAGAGAUGGACUGAGCUGGUUGGAUAGAGACUGGCUCAGUGCGCGGCCCACAAAGGCAGAGGAUUGCCUAUUGCAGUUUCCCUGCAUUAAUCCUCUGGUUGCUCAACUGAUGUUGAGGAGAGCUCCAUCGCUGCAGUGGCUGCUGGGAGCUUCUUACUCUGAGCUGCAGGAAAUGUUCCCACAGAUCCCUCACAAAGUCAUUAAGCUUUUCAGUGAUAUUACAGCUGAGUCCAAAGUCAAAAAGGCCACCAUGAAAAGUGAGAAUACACCCUUCUCACAUAUAAACAGCCCACCUCACCCUCCUCAUCCUCAUCUGCCUCUUGGGACUCAGGAUCUUGAUACGUUACAUCUGGAGGAUAAGACGCCACGUAGCCAGUUGAUUGCAGAUCAUAACAGAAGAAGAGGAGAGGAAACAUGGAGAAAAAACGAAUUAUCUCUUCCAGGUUCAACUCACUCUCACUCAUUCAACCCCUUUUUGCCAAAUCCGUUCAGCCAAGCUUCAGCUACAGCGAGCGCCUGGCAGCUGCAGGGUGAAGGAUUCAUUCAAAAUCCAAAUCCAGUGCCAGGCCGAGCUGUUCCCCGAGGGUCUGCCCGUGUUCCCCCGGCUCCUCUGCCCGCUCCUGAAGUGCUGGGGCACAGGAACCCUGCGUGUGCAUUCAGCUUUAGGCGGCAGGGUCAGACUCACUGGAGCUCACCUGAGAACGAUCCGCCUGGAGAGGAGAGGAAGAGGCAAGGAGGAGAAGACGCCCACAGUGUUCCUCCACACAGCAAGAGAGGAAGACUGCUAUAUGAGCGAGUUCCAGGCAGGAAUGACGGACAGACCAGACUGAGAUUUUUCUGAGAAAGUUUUGCUUCUUUCUCUUCAGUUUCAGAAUAUUUCUCAUGUUCAUAUGUAUAUUUAGUUCUUAUGUGGAAUAUAAUGUGAAAAUAAUACAGUUCGACAUAUGUACAUAUAUUUUAAUAUUGUAGAUAUUGUUCAUAUUAAAGAUUAACCUAGGUGUAUUUAUAGUAUUCUUGGUUCAGAGAACAGUUAUCUGAAAUUACAAUAAAGAAAAAAACAUUUGUCAUUUAUAUAUUAUAAAUUAAAAUUUUUGUUUAACUAAAUUCAAAAAAUCAAUUCGAUUAAUAAAUUAAUUAGAAUAGUAAAGUAAUAGUAGAAGUAGUUAUGCGCAUGAUCUACUGACAACACGCAAAUUACACAGACGCAGCCGGAUCAUUUAAAUAAUUUAUAUAAUUUAUAAUUAAAUUAGACUUUUUUUUGUAUUUAUUUAUUUUCCCUGGGAUCCCAGAGUCAUCAGCCUGGAAAGCCUGGAAAUGUCAUGAAAAUUAAAAAAUGUUAAAAAGGC
Messenger RNA from Pimephales promelas (fathead minnow), 4016 nucleotides. RefSeq names its product shortage in chiasmata 1 (gene shoc1). Gene Ontology annotation, molecular function: single-stranded DNA binding; ATP hydrolysis activity. The record is from RefSeq and is a predicted model, not a curated record. NCBI's taxonomy places the organism in Eukaryota, Metazoa, Chordata, Actinopteri, Cypriniformes, Leuciscidae. Gene Ontology annotation, biological process: resolution of meiotic recombination intermediates. Gene Ontology annotation, cellular component: condensed nuclear chromosome.